Aplosporella prunicola CBS 121167 is the source of this 2927-nucleotide messenger RNA. RefSeq lists its product as uncharacterized. Gene Ontology annotation, biological process: ubiquitin-dependent protein catabolic process. Bases 23 to 2719 code for a protein of 898 amino acids. NCBI's taxonomy places the organism in Eukaryota, Fungi, Ascomycota, Dothideomycetes, Botryosphaeriales, Aplosporellaceae. Gene Ontology annotation, cellular component: anaphase-promoting complex. The transcript has 4 exons. Gene Ontology annotation, molecular function: ubiquitin protein ligase binding. The record is from RefSeq and is a predicted model, not a curated record.
UACAAUCACAGCCCGGCCCGCAAUGGCUGCUACAGCAGCUCCCUCCCACCGCGACCUCGUCUUCGCCUCCGUCUUCCCGCUCGCCAGCCACAGCAGCAAUAGCAGCAACAUCAUCACCACCGCCGCCGCCGCCGCCGCCGCACCGCCGCAGCAACAACACCAGCACGACGCCUCCACCGCCGGCCCAGACACGCCAUCCUCAGCUUACGCGACGCGCAGCCACGACCGCCGCGCCUCGACACGCACCCAUCACCACUCGACAUCGCAGCCACACGCACACGACGACCGCGCCCAUGCCUGGGCAAUCGCGACGCGCGCCCUCGCGCUCCCCGACACGCUACCCCACCAGGCGCGGGGCCGGCGACGCCUAAACACCGAAGCGCACGAGGCGCUGCAAUUUCUGCUCACAAGCAAUGGGGCUGGGCAGCCAGGCGGGGGACUGCUGGAGUGGUAUGCGAGCGAGGUGGGGGGCCAUUUCGCAACGCACGUGAGGCCGGCGCUGGGGCGCCUGUGGGACCAUCCGAUUGAGACGGGCAGGGCGGGGCUGGUGCUCAGGAAGUCGGUCGAGCUGCUCGCGGCCGCGCAGGCGGCUUAUUUGCUGCCUUUGACGGAUCAUGUCGGCCCCGUUUUGAGGGCGGCCGUGGGCGAGCAUGAGCAGAGGGCUGUAUGCAAUAAGUUUCGCAGGGAGCAUCAUGCUACCGUGCUGCAUUCGCUGCCGCAGCACCGCUUUGCUAAGACCCUCAGCUUCGUCCUCUACGAUGCCGGGUGUCGGCUGUUUAGGCUGCGUGGGCAGGAUUGUGCCGACGGCGGAGACGCGAGGAAGGAUGCCAACCGUGGCAGUCGGAGCCACUGGUCCAAGACUAUGCGGAUUCUGAAAGAGAUGCAAGAGGUCGGGCUGGGUGGCGAUCAGGCUCAAAGAGCGGCGGCGCAUGCGAUGGACAAUCUCAUGGAUACGUUCAUUGCCAGCCACUAUAUGAAGGUGGACUGGUAUGGCAGGAAGGCCGUCACGCGGAAACUGAAAGAAUGGGUCAAGGACGCGUAUGCACCGAUUGUCAGGGAGAUCAUGGGUUACUUGACUGGCGGCGACCAGGAGCUUAUCGACAGCGAGGUCCAGCAGUGGGUCGACAUGGCGGUUGGCAGACUGGGCAGGGCGCGGGUGGAGAACCUCUUCGACUACAUUGUGAACUGGGACCGGUCGUUGGGAGCAAUCCUGGACCUAAAGGAGUACAUCACGACACCCGCCGCUCGGAACCACCUCACAAACACCUUCCUGCAGCAAGUGGUUCGGCGCCUGCUGCACGCCGGUGCCACGACGACGCAUAUCCUAGACACGUACAUCUACGUCAUCCGCGCCUUUGUCGAGCUGGACCCGAAAGGCAUUCUCCUCGAAAAGGUCGCCAGGCCCGUCCGACGCUACCUGCGCGACCGCGAAGACACGGCGCGCAUCAUCGUGUCGAGUCUGCUUGCGGACGUCGAGGACGACGAAGGCAACAGGAUCGACCCGGGUCCGGACAUCAGCAUAGAGAUUGCGGCCGAGAUGCUGCAUCCCUUUGAGUCGAACAUCGAAGAGCAAGACCAGGAGCUGGACUGGGCGAAUAUGGACUGGCUGCCUGAUCCCGUGGACGCGUCGCCAGAGUUCAAAAAGGCCAAGUCGGAGAACGUGCUGGCGUAUUUGUUGAGCUUGUACGAGCGCGAGGACUUUAUCAACGAGCUGAAGAAUAUUCUCGGCGAGCACUUGCUUAAGAACGAGGACUCGGAGUUUGAGAAGGAGAUCCAACUCCUCGAACUCUUCAAGCUCCGCCUCGGCGACACGAACCUGCAAGCCUGCGAAGUAAUGCUCAAAGACGCGCUAGAAUCCAAGCGCAUGAACAAGCAAAUCCAGCAAACGCUCACCCACCACCCCUCAUCACCAGAGCUCUCGGCGCAAAUCCUGUCCGCCUUCUUCUGGCCCGCCCUGCGCGAAGACGAGUUCGCCCUCCCGCAACCCAUCCGCGCCGCCAUGGUCGCCUACGAAAAAGGCUUCGAGGCCAUCAAAGACAUGCGCAAGCUCCGCUGGCUGCCGGCUCUGGGCCGCGUGCGCGUCGAGCUGGCGUUCGCGGACCGCACGCGCGUGCUGGAUGUCUUGCCCUGGCAGGCGUGCGUCGUGUACGCGUUCCAGGAGAGCGAGGACGACGACGCUGCCCUAGACGAGAAAGAACGCCAGCGCCACGCCCGCCUGCGCGCUGUCGGCGCUGCGCCACCGGAGCCUGCGCUGCCGACCCCGGUCUCGAAGACUGUGGAACAGCUCGAGGAACAGCUGGAGAUGGACGAGACCCUGCUGCGCGCGGCGCUGCGCUUCUGGGUCGGGCAGCUCGUGCUGCUCGAAACGUCUCCAGACACAUACACAACAUUGGAAACGCUCGACCAAGCCUCCACCUCCUCCUCUGGCGCCGCUGCUUCAGCAGCCGAAGCAGCAGCCGAAGCCGCCGACACGGUCUCCGCAGUAAAGAGCCAGCACGACGUCCUGCUGCAGAACCUGCAGGUGUACCGCCAGUUUGUGCUGGGCAUGCUGACGAACCAGGGCCGCAUGGACGCGGGCCGCGUCACUAUGAUGCUGAAGAUGGCGCUGCCGGGGGGGUUCCCGUUUGGUGGGGAGGAGGUCGCGGUUCUGUUGUGGGGGAUGGUCGAGGAGGGCGUGCUUGUGGAGGUUGGGGGUGGGGGGUUUGCUGUGCGGAAAUAGGGUGGUGGUAGGUAGGUAGGUGAAAGCGCUUUUCUUAUUCGCUGUCUCUCAAUUUCUGGCUCAGUCUCAGUCUCUGUCUCUCUGUCUAUUCCAGACGCGUCUCUUACAAAUCACAUUACACCCACCCCCGCAUUCCAUUACAACCACCACCACCCUACCUACUCCGCAACACUACUCCGCCACAUCAUAAGACUCCCCCCUAUUCACC